Molecule: messenger RNA, 854 nt
Organism: Triticum aestivum (bread wheat)
Lineage: Eukaryota; Viridiplantae; Streptophyta; Magnoliopsida; Poales; Poaceae
Product: serine/threonine-protein phosphatase 7 long form homolog
Exons: 4
Coding region: 237-854 (205 amino acids)
Biological process (GO): meristem development; meristem maintenance
Source: RefSeq, a predicted model, not a curated record
AGGGCACAUCUGGUAUGGGUGGCUUUGUUUGGUGCCUUCAGGUUUGGAUGUGGGAGCGGAUGCCCGUUGGACGCCCCGAGAAAAACAAGACACCUCCUGAAGGAUGGGUCGCACAUGACGGGAGGUAUGGAGAAGAUCCUUGGCGGUUUCCGACCGUCGCCUACUGUUGGGAGAUGGCAAAUGUGUACACAGGCAGCUCGGUUGCGUGAUACAAAUGCUACAUCAACGAGCUGGAUAUGUUGACUCAUAAGCAGGUCGAUUGGGAACCAUAUGAUGCCGAUUAUGCUUUCCGGCUGAACGAGAUGUGCACACGUGACAGGAAUAUUUGGCGGGCGAGAUGCCCACUGAUAUGCUUCUAUGCUGUCGAGUGGCACUACCCAGACCGUGUCGCAAGACAAUUUGGGAGAAGGCAAGGGACACCAAGGGAUGAGAGUUUCGAGACAAGCCAAUUUCUGCAUCGAAUUAGUCGAAAGAAUAACCCGGAAACUUCGACUUGGGCCAUCAAGCACUCUGAGUGGAUAAGUCUGUGGAAUCAAAGAGUGGCCCUAGUGGAGAAGGAAAGAAGACAACAUAGUGAUUCAGUAUACGAAGAGCAUCUGAAGUGGCUUGCGAGACGUUACCGGUUGAAGCUAAAGCCCGGUUGGAACCGUUCGGAAUUGGAAGAGUUGGAUCGUGAGAGCGGGUAUAUGGACUUCAAUGUACAAACGAGAGACAACGAAGGGACACAACUUGACUAUGCACAACUACACGACCGAGUGGGCAUGGAGUUAUUGCAUUGUGUUAACGAGGCUGGUGUAGCACUUGGUGAAGAUGAGGGAAGUGGAUCAUCUGAGAAAUCUCUUAGGAAAAAAUGA